Protobothrops mucrosquamatus (brown spotted pit viper) is the source of this 6197-nucleotide messenger RNA. RefSeq names its product RAB11 family interacting protein 1 (gene RAB11FIP1). The transcript has 5 exons. Gene Ontology annotation, cellular component: intracellular membrane-bounded organelle. The coding region runs from base 1 to 2010 and encodes 669 amino acids. Gene Ontology annotation, molecular function: small GTPase binding. Gene Ontology annotation, biological process: regulated exocytosis. The record is from RefSeq and is a predicted model, not a curated record. NCBI's taxonomy places the organism in Eukaryota, Metazoa, Chordata, Lepidosauria, Squamata, Viperidae.
AUGUCGCUGCCGGACUCCCCGAGCUCCCCGGCCCCGCGCUGGGCCCCGACGCACGUCCAAGUGACGGUCCUCCAGGCGCGGGGGCUGCGGUCCAAAGCCAAGGGCGGCGGCGGAGGAGGAGGAGGAAGCAGCGAUGCCUACGCCGUCAUGGCGCUGGGCAAGGAGAAGUUCGCCACCUCGGUGUCCGAGCGCUGCCUCGGCUCGCCCGUGUGGCGGGAGGAGGCCACCUUCGAGCUGCCCUCGCUGCCCCGGCGGGGCCUAGGCGGGGCCGGCGGGCCUGGGCCCAACGCCGUGCUGCAGCUGACCGUGCUCCACCGCGCGCUGCUCGGCCUCGACAAGUUCUUGGGCCGCGCCGAGAUCGGCCUCGGAGAGGUGCAGGGCGAAGGUGGCCGCCGCAGCACCCGAUGGUACAAGCUUCACUCCAAACCAGGGAAGAAAGAAAAAGAACGGGGCGAGAUUGAGGUGGAUAUCCAGUUCAUGAGGAGCAACAUGACAGCCAGCAUGUUUGACCUGUCCAUGAAGGAUAAGCCCCGGACUCCCUUUAGCAAGCUGAAAAAAAAAUUAAAAGGAAAACGGGGCAAUGGAUUGCCAGACACAGCUUCAGCGAUUAUUCCCAGCAUCACUCACUCUCCAGCCGACAGUGAAGAAGAGUCAAAUGAGAAGGAGAAGAAAAAAUCCAAGUUCAAGACACUGUUCUCUAAGCCUGGUCUGCAUAAAAGCAAUAUUUCCCAGUCCAUGUCUGUGCUACCCACACUCCAGCCUGUUUCGGAGAGAGUUCGACUUCGGCCCACUGACUUUCAGUCCCAGUGGAGUGAUGAUGAAGACGAUGACACUUUGACAACGGUCUCUGAGAAGCCCCCUGCAAACAGAACCAACAAUAAUGUGCUUGGUCCCCCUUCUGCCAUGACCCACAAGAGAACCGGUAGUGGAGACUCCAAGCAAUUAAACCAAAUAAUGGCUGGCAGCGCUAAGAAGGAUAUGCAUUCUUUAUUUGGCCUCAGGUCCAAAAACGAUCCAGUUUCCAGGUCCAAUUUGUGCAUCAAUGGCAGCCACGUUUACAUGGAAGAAAAUGAACCAAAGAGCGACCCCGUCACAAAAGAAGGCACUCCAUCUUCUCCUCAGACAUCCCAGCGAAAACGCCUCUUUCUCUCUCAGGAAAACCUGUCUCUCGAACGCGACAAGGAGCUUGAAAACCCUCCCAGGUUGGUCCUUGAUAAGUUGCCCUCCGGGUCAUCUUCGUUGGAAACCUUUAAAGCCAUGACUCUGCCAUCGUACAAAUUGCUUGCCGGUGGGGAUUCGGCAGAAAACAACACUCCGCUUGUUCCAGACACUCCGAAAGAAACCAAGGAGGUCAAAAAACCAGAGAACAAGAAGUCCGGCUUGCUGUCUCUCGUGACGGGGAAAAAAGAAACCAAAGCCAGCGAGGAGAUGGGCAACGCUGAGAGUUCUCUGAAGGCGAAGGAAGUGAAGCGUAGUGAAAAAGAAUUGGCCAGAAAAGAGACCAACCCUUUUGAGCUCCCCGUGGAUGGCAGAAGGGGCCACGGCCCGGCUAAGAGUAGCGCUACAGAUGCUGUGAUUGCAAAGGCAUCAACAAACCCUUUCAGUGAGAACGCUGUGGAAGGGGAGAAACCAGAAAAAAAUGCCGCUUCGGUGAAACCUUCUCAGACGAAACAUGUCAAGCCCAGACUUCAUCCUGUGAAGCCAAUGAAUGCUACAACUAACCAACCAUCUGCAAAAAUCUUGAGCAUAAAUGCUAGGAUGCUGGAUAAUCAAACUGAAAUCAAUCUGAAGAAAUAUGACCGUUCAGAUCCUGCCUGUGCUUAUGCUCAGUUAACUCAUGAUGAACUGAUCCAACUGGUGUUGAAACAAAAAGAUAUUCUUGUCAAGCGAGAUGUCCAGGUACGAGAGCUGGAAGACUAUAUAGACAACUUGCUUGUCAGAGUCAUGGAAGAAACCCCCAACAUUCUUCGGAUUGAAGUCCACCCCAAAAAGAAAGCUGGAAAGAUGUGAAAUGACACCUCAACCUGUAUGAAGAAAUUUUCUUAGUCCAACUUGACUAAGAGAAUGUGAAAUGAAAUAACUGUUACUUCAGCAAAACAAAGGUUAUUUCUUUCUUUGGGUAAAAUUGGUGUCUUGUCUUCGAGACUGGUUAGAUAUAAUCCAAAAAUGACAAUCUUUUCUUCAGAUACUCUUCUAGUACAAUGCACAUAUUUUGCUCCUCUGUUUAUGAUUAAAAGUAUGACUUAUGAAACUUCAAGAGAGUUAUGUUGAAUCAGUUUUCUACUGUGAACAAUACUGUACCUGGAGCAUUUAUACAGAAUUUUGUGUAAAGUUGAAAAAUAUUUGCCACAGUUUUCAAAUUUCUGUGGGUCAUACUAGGUUUUUGUGCAAUAUAUACAAUCUUAUCCUAAGCAAUUUCAUGCUAAUUCGCUGAAAACACUGGAAUAUCAUCAAGUCCCUCGUUUUAAUUAAUUAGCUGGGGAAAUGAAGAUAUUACUGGAAAACUGGAUGCCUUUGAAACCAUCAUUGUGACUUUCACAGGUUCUUAUCAAUUGGAGCUUGUGCUGUGGAUGUUUACAGUGGAUUGUGUACUGAGCUAUUUGCAUUAUUCAUUUGGGAACCAUAGGUAAAAAAAAUUGCAUAGUAACGGCUGGUGAACAAACAUUGCUUGCUUGUGUUGUCUACAUUGAAAUGGUAUGUGAAUAAGAGUAUGCAAAACAUUCAGCACUAAGUUUUAUAAUCUCUAAUUGUGACUGGUUUGGGGUCCAUUUUAUUUGAUCUGGAUUGGGAUAAACUGGCUGAUAGCACUAGAGCACCAUAGCUAGUCACUCAGUUGUAGGUGAUGAUUUCUAAAUAGAGAUUAAAGCAGGGAUAAGUAACCUUGGUUUUAAAAAGAACAAAACUCCAGGAGAAGUACUAGGUUGCUUAUUCCUCUAUGAUUUUAGGAAUGUGGAUGAAACUGGAAUGUUCCCAGACUUUUAAAAGUUUGAAAGUACAUAUUCACACAAUUCUUAAUUGGCCAUGAGUAUUGACUGAGCUUGCUUUUUAGUCACGUCUUCUUUGUUCAGAAAUUGAUGUGUUUUUCUUCCUUCCCUUUCACUCAAUAAAGUGUUCCCAAAAUGUCUUCCUAUUUGCAAACACCUACACAAAAAUUCCUCUUAACAAAGUUCUUUUCAGAAAAUCUAAGAAAAUCGGUGUACUUAAGUUUUUUUAGAAUAACAGUCUUCUUAGGCUAGUACAAUUACUUUUGUCAGGAAGGGUCAGGCAGUUUUGGGGGGGAUUCUGGAAGUCUCUUGAAUUCUUCCAGAUUCUGUAUUCUUCAGAGAUAUAAUUGCUUGUGAUGGUUAUUAUGGAUGAAAAUCGUCUCAAAAUUGUAGAUUUUCAAAAUCCGCAACCGAUGAGCAAGCAGUUAGAGAAAUCUUAGGUAUUUUUUGUUAAGGUGAAGAAAAGGCAUUCUUUCUCAUCAGAUGCCAAGGCAAAUGUGUCUGCAAAUCUUGAACACUUUUUUCCUUUUCUGUGCAGUGAAAAAGUUGGGUUAAAUUUUGCUCCUUUUCAGGAAUUGCUAAGCAAAGCCUCCAUGUAAGCCCUUGUAAAUUCCAAGCAUUUAUUUGCUGUGCCCAGAGCUGUACAUGCAAUAUUGACAGUUAACUCAAGUUUUCCUUUCUCUUUAAGAAUAUCUAUCCUAUGGUUUGAAAUGAACAAACGUGAAUAUCUGAUAAGUUGCUCAAAUCUGAGAAUUUUCAUUGAUACUUAAAUUCCAUUUUAUUUGAUCAAGAAAACUAAACAGGACAGUAUUGAUGUGAGAGAGUGAAGAAGCGAGUCAUCAUGCUCUCCAAGCAGCAACUUUCUACAUUGAGGCAUUUGUUUUGGAAAUAUUUGGUUUGAGCUUGGCCAGAGUGUUUAUGCUGGUAGUCUUGUGUUUCCGAUGUAAAGGUUUUGAAUUGUCAGGCUUUUCCACAGCUAACUUCUCUUUCCCUAGAGUAGAGAAAUGUAGCCUGAUCUAUUUGUUGCAGUAAUUACUGGAAUACAUAUUAGGUCUACAUUACCUUUCCACAAUAAAUAGCCUAUAUUAUUUCUGACAAAGACUAAUUGGAAACAUUCACAUUUUCAGCAUACAGUUCAUGCAGGGUUUAUAUAAAAUAGAUCAAACUUCCUUUUUCCUGUGAAAAUAAUAGUAUGUGGUAAAGUGGGAAGUAUAAAUACAGUACUUUUAAAUCUUGCUGACUUUUUAAAUGGAAGGUUAAAUACAUUUUUAAUUCUAAAGCAGGACAGUGGAUACCUUGGUCUUGGACUAUGGGUGAACUGUGCCUUAAAGGAAAGAAUGCGUACUCCAGAUCUAGAAAUAUUUUAUUCUGGAUCUAGUAAGAAAACCGCAUUUUCUAUCGUAUUUUAAAACUGACCUUGAACUGGGCAUCUUCCUUUUUAUGAUUUACAACAAAACCUUAGAUUAGAAUGUAGAAACUACAUAUAGAGAUUAGCAAGGUACUUUGCAGAGUUAACACAAAUCUAUCCACGUUUAUGUUCUAGCCACUCAUAUCUACUACUGAUUCAAAAUUGUUAGCAAUCACAGCUAGCUGAUUAUAUGUAGGUACCUGCAGCAAUCCAAGGAUUGUUUAGAGACAUUGAGGAAUUAACUUAAUCAUUUGCUACAGCUGUUGUUUAUUAUCUUCCUAUGCACUUUAAUGAGGGAUCUGUUUGGCACUGAACAGUUCUUCAUCCCUCUUAUACUUAGUCACCACACUGGAUUACAAUAUAAGUUUGUGAGCUAAAUUUACUAACUAGCAUAUUUGCCACUAUAUAAUCUGGCAAUCACCAAAGAACAGAAUAGCUUAGGUGGCUAAGGUACUCAUGUUUUGAGAAGAGGUGUAGUUUGUAUGACUUACGUUACCAAUGCAUUCAUAACCUAAUUACAUAUUUUAAGGUUGGGUAUGAAAUGAGUAAUAUAUUUGAAUGUCAGAUUCUGAGGGAGGAAUAGAUCAUACUCUCUGUUGUUGCCAUAAACGUGAGUGUUGAAAUUUGUGGAGUAGAUGUGUCUGCCUCUUCCUAUGCAGCAUAGUUCAAAUCUGAGGAACUAUAAAACAAGCUUUCUUUUUGCUUCGUUUGUUGAGUUAGAAGAAGCAUUUUGAACUUUUCCACGGAAAAGAAUAGUGAUCUGGCAUAUUGAAGGCGGUACAAUAUUGUGAAAUUGCUGGUACUGAAAUGUGUAACAAUACAUACCUUAUUUUAUAGGUAGAAAACAUUUUGGAGGGUAUUUUAAAGUCUAGCUAUUUCCCUCUGCUGGUUGUUAGCAUAAUGCUAUAUGCUUUCAUGAAAAGACAUGCAGGAAUUUGUAUUACGUGUCUUAUUCCAGAAUAUCAAAUAGCUGUUUUAAUACCAUGCUCCCUAAGAAUAAUUUUCCGAAAUUGACUGGAAUUGUACUGUAAACAUGUCCGCUAAUAAAAUGGCAAGUAGCAAAACAAAAAAAGAAACAAAACUCGUGCUGGGCAAAUUUUGAGCAGAUUUGAGAAAAUCCAAAUGUAGAAUCCUUUUAUCUUGUUAAUUUUAAAUUUUAAAAUUAAUUUUAAUUUUAAAAAACAGUUUAUUUUAAUAUAAGUUCCAGUAAGCUAGCAUUGUUAUUGGUCAUUCUUGUUGAAUAUUAUGGGAAUUGCAAUCUCAGUUAAGAGCGUGCUAAAUUUUCCAACCUGAAACAGGCUGUCUGCAGUUUCAAUAAUUGGAAAAGUCCAUUUUGUGUUUGGAAUGUUUCAUGAUAACCUUUUGUACAAGGCUGAUCUCAACAUAGUACACAAAGAACACUAAAUUGGGGGAAGGUAGUUUUAAGUCAUAGCUGUAUGUAUUUAACGGGUUUUAAGUGGGGCAGUUUCACAUGUUGUGUAACAUACAAUGAAGGAGUUACAACGGGGCCCAGUUGUUGCCAACUUUGUCUUUGUGCAUUAUAUAUCACUCAAUAUAUAAUGUAGAAAUAACAGUGCCUUAAAAUCAGUAUUUUACUGAACAAAUUAAAAAUAAUCAGUUUAUGUAAAUUCUUGAGUUUUAAUAAAAUGGUUAUGCAAUGAAUAGUUUGUCUCCCUCUGUGUAUUUAAUGUAGAAGGAUUUGAAUGUUUGUUUACGCUUUGUUACAGUUGGUACAUUGCCUGAUGGUUUUUAUACAAAGACCUUCAGCCUUAUGAAAUGUUAAAAUAAAGUUAUUUAAAGUUAAA